Molecule: messenger RNA, 2376 nt
Organism: Marchantia polymorpha subsp. ruderalis
Lineage: Eukaryota; Viridiplantae; Streptophyta; Marchantiopsida; Marchantiales; Marchantiaceae
Source: the annotation of a GenBank genome assembly
GUCUAUUGCAUCUUUCGCCUUCUGCCAAAUCCAGGCCUCAGUUUUCUUCCAGCCAGUCCGUUUUCUUUGCUUGCCACUCGGCGCGGCAGUUCCGCCCUCCUCGUUGCACGGCUCUUCACACGCGACUCGGCGUCACGAAGUUUCCAAAGCUGCUGCUGCUGCUGCUGCUGCUGCUUCUGCAGGCUUUGAACCACAAUUCAAUUCUGACCAGUUUCAUUCAUCCUGCGCAACGGACGACUGCGUCGUCGUCGUCGUCGUCCUUCGUCCUUCGUCCUUCGUCGCCAGCCCCGCCCGUCCACUCACACCUUUGGCCUGGGCGUGCUGCUCGGGGGUCGCCCUCUCCCUCGCCUCGCCCUCGGCCCACGAAUUUUUCAGUAUAAAUAGCGCGGGCUUGCCAGUUCUGAGGGCUCUAGACUUCUUGUGAGAAUUGCGCGCCAGGGAUCGGAUCUUGUCCACGUGGUCGUUGUGCUCUUCGUCGUCGUGCUUGUCGACGAGAGUCUGGUGUGAGUGCCGGAUCAGCCAGCGCCGUGUUGCGUCGUCGGGAUUCUUAGUCUUCGGAGAUUUUCUCGUGUUCGCGUUUGUUUGUGUGUGUGUGUGGGACGAGAUUUUGGAGGUGGUGAGAUUUGAGAGGUGUGUGGGAGGAUUGGAGCGUGUCGAUUGGCGAGGCGCGAGGAGCAUUUGGGUUGGAACGAGUGGGAUCGAGAGAGGAGGGGUUUGCAAGGGAUCCUCGUGGCGAGCGAGGAUUUGUAUGGUCAGGGAGAGGAACCCUUCAGACGCGAAGAGGAGAAUGGCUGUGGGCAUGCCAACAGGUCAAGGCGCGCCUUUCUACGAUCCCUUCUACAGAGUGAAUAUCAACAGAUCCAGCGGUGAAGACAACUGUCAGCGCUACUUCGACGACUUCAGCGUGUUCAAUUACUUGCACCUGCCCAAGCCGCAGAGCCUGUCGAUCAACAGCCCGCGAGCCAGCGUCGAUGCUUCCGCGGCAGCAGCAGCAGCAGCAGCACACAGCGAUGCCAAAUCCGGCAUCUCGACUUCAGGAUCGCACGAGGCCGUCUGUGAUUCCGUUCCGAAACUCUCGACUCCAACUCGGAUCACCGCCGAACCGAAGAAUUACGCCACGGAGCCUGACGCCGGCAAGGAGAAUCAGAGAACGGCAGAGAACGCGCCGGUGAAUGCCGAAUGAGCACGGCGUCGAUGGUCAGCCGUCGACCAUGCACGCCGGCUCACCAUCUCUCCAGUUUGGUGGUAAAAUUUUGAUAUGGUCAUGUUUCAUCAUCAGCGCGGCUUUUUUGUUUCGGGUUUUUUUGGUCUUUCUGCGCCAGCAGCAGCGUUUCGAAUGGUUCGCUCUUCCAGGAGCUGCAUGUCUGCACACAUGCAGCCCAUUUCACCCCUCCCUCCCCUGUAAGAUUGAGGUCCCUCUGGUCUAUAGUCACCGUAGUUGUUUCAGUAUACUGCAGGUUUAGAAGACCCUCACGAGAACUUCCCUCGCCAUGUUCCGUGCAUAGGAACUGGUGUCCCUUAACCCUGGAUCGUUCUGGCCUUCGGGAAAGAAGGCGCAGCGCCUCCAGCAUAUCACGCGAGAUGGAUCGUCGGAAGAUGGUCUCGGUUGCACAAAUCGGCCGUCGAUUCGUUUUCUUGCUCUGGCAAUCGGUUGCGGGCACCGACCUGUGUCGUCUCACCACGUCUUGAGAUCUCGGUUGACACAUGCAUGACUCCAGACUUACAGUUACUCGGCGUGAAGCAGCCGCCGCGGCCUUGGGUUUCCAACUUCUGUACACUACAACCAACCAACCAGCUGUUAGUGGCUGCAUCAUCAUCAGACGAGCUCAUUUUCCGAAGUCCUUCGACAUUUUCGAUACGGUUCGACAUCCCACCUCUCGACGAGUCCGAUCACGCGAAGCAGGAACUCGUUGCCCUGCCAGAUUUCUUCGUUUCUUGAGACUUGGAAUGUCUCGGGUUAGUGGCGGUGGCCUACGCAAGGAAAGCUGUAGGUCUCUCGUGUGGAAAAUUACGCUGUGCAUUCGGCAUCCUACUAUCGAGAUCUUGAAUUUCAGACGCAUGCAUGUACAUUAGCUUCGCAGAGAAAUUCUGUUUAGGUGUUGAAGAAGCUUGUAUUUUGGGCCCCCCCCUUGUAGCAAAAUCAUCAUUACCUUUAGUCAGUCAGUGGUUGGUAGCUUAGCUCCUCUAGUGCAUCCGGUUCUCUCCCCGGAGAUUUCGCGGAGAUGGGUCGAUAGGUAGAUGUUGGGUCAGGGUUUCUUCAGGACACGCCAGGCUUACACUUUGGGUGAACUGUCCUUUUGUACAGCGUAGUCUAGGCAAAUCAGUUUGUGUGUAUACUACACCCCAAUAAAAUUGUCAAUAUACAGUAUAAAAUGU